GCCAUGCUAAUCUUCUCUGUGGUCUCGUUGAUCGAAUGCGAAAAGGCACCGGGCGUCUGUUAAGACGGUUAUAUAUCCAUCUAGACAGAGAGCUACGUCAUUCACCUUUGCGCGGUCAGCCUGACCUCACCAGAUCACAAUCACCACUACCAUCACUAUAUACUACUGUACACAGCUUCAGCUUGAGAUUCAUAAUAGGAUCAUUCAUGCAUAAAAAGAGCCUCCAGUGGCUGUAUUUCAAUCAUCUGCUCCGACCACCGUUUAUACUAACCAGAACCCUCGUACAACGACAUCAUUUCCCACUUUCUAAGUAUCGCCAGAUGAGCUUCAAACCCAAGACAGGCGUACCGCACCAAGUACGCACAGCAGCAGAGCCACGUCAGAAUAGGUUAUAUACAGUGCGAUUAACGCAUAUUGACGAGCUCAACCCGACUGUCCGCCUGCUCCAAUUAACAAUCCCGCCUAAUGUACAGAGUCUAGAGAACGACAUUCAAGGUGGCGAUGAGGACAAAACCCCCCAACCACUAACCUUCCUCCCUGGCCAAUGGUUAGACGUCCAUAUCCCAACCAUUCCCAGUGCCGGCGGCUUUAGCAUUACCUCCACACCAGCAGAUGCAAACGUCCUACCAAUUCCUGAGCAUCCGCCAAAAGAGCACUUUGAUUCCAUCGCGGAGCCUGGCCUCCCACCUGUCGACUCUGCAGGCAGACCGCCCUACGUCGAAUUGGCUGUGCAGAAGGCGCUGUCGAAUCCGGCCAGCGCAUGGCUUUGGAAACCCAAGGAUGAGAUACUGGGUACGGAACUGGGAAUUCGUGUAGGCGGUGGCUUCGUCUGGCCGCCGUCGGGGAUUGAUCUAAAUGGUAUCCAAAAUGUGAUUUUGAUUGCCGGGGGUGUAGGCAUCAACCCCCUUAUCUCCAUCCUCUCUCAUCUAAACAAUAACGAAUCCAACACCAUCCUCCCCAAUCCAACAAACAUCCAAGUCCUCUAUUCCACUCGCCUCCCCAACCCCACCCCAUCCUCGACCGAAACAACACUCGACCAAAUUCUCUUCCUCUCGCGUCUCCGCCAUAUCACCCAGUCGCAAUGCCAGUCGCAUCGUCUGCGCAUCGGGCUUGAUCUCUUCAUCACGGAUCUACCAAAAGAUUCGCCACUAAGGACUGCUCCGCCGGUCGAUAUUUCUAUUCACCCACGGAGGAUCAGUCGUGAGGAUCUUAGGGUAGUUGUUAAGGGAGCGGAUGGGAGUGUUAGGCCGGAAGAGACAGUGUGUUAUUUGUGUGGACCGCCGGGGAUGACGGAUGAGUUUAUUGGUAUGCUUCGAGGGCUGCUUGGAGAUGGGCAGGAGAGAAUUUUCUUCGAGAAGUGGUGGUGAUAACCGUUGUGAUAAUCAUAUAGUACUAUAACGGAUAUGAUAAUGAUAACUCAAUAAGAAUAACUUUUCAGGAUUGAGACCGAUUUCCAUGUAUCAACCAAAUAUUGCACAGCAGAAGUAAAAUGAUGGCCAUGAUAUAAAUCCGAAACCUCACGCCAACUAGACUUGAAGAGAAUAUCCUAACUGGCCCCAUCAGGCCCUUUCACUGUGCCGCCGUCAAUAAUCAUCAUUUCGUCGAUCCGGGACUCGAUUUCGCCCCAUUCCAGCCGCUUAUAUGUCACGACCCGUCCAGCGUUCAUGUCAAAGUCGAAGAAUCGCACUCGUCGAACAUAGUCAUUGUAUCCUCCGUAGCCACCAAGGCCUGAGCCACCACCAUAGCACAUCCAUGAGGAAGGCUUGCCGUUUUUAUCCUUGUUAAGCAUGCAAUAGUCAUUGGCAUGAUCG
Molecule: messenger RNA, 1811 nt
Organism: Aspergillus ruber CBS 135680
Lineage: Eukaryota; Fungi; Ascomycota; Eurotiomycetes; Eurotiales; Aspergillaceae
Product: FAD-dependent oxidoreductase
Exons: 3
Coding region: 321-1367 (348 amino acids)
Cellular component (GO): mitochondrion
Molecular function (GO): oxidoreductase activity
Source: RefSeq, a predicted model, not a curated record